Molecule: messenger RNA, 1341 nt
Organism: Lachancea sp. 'fantastica'
Lineage: Eukaryota; Fungi; Ascomycota; Saccharomycetes; Saccharomycetales; Saccharomycetaceae
Source: the annotation of a GenBank genome assembly
AUGGCGGAAGAAGCACAGGUAAAGGUCAGGUUCUUCACCAGAGAACAGGACGAGAAUUUGAAGAUCGAAGAUACGACUCUUUUUGCUCCAAUAUCGCUUAAAAGAUAUGGUCUUUCUGAAAUCGUGAACCAUCUGCUGAAAGCAGAUUCGCCCGUCCCGUUUGAUUUUCUGAUCGACGGCGAGCUCCUGCGUACCUCGCUAGACUCGUAUUUGACCAAAAAGGGUCUCUCUGCUGAAACCCUGCUCAACGUGGAAUACACCAGGGCAGUGCUACCACCUUCGUAUUUGAAAAGCUUCAACAACGACGAUUGGGUCAGUGCCUUGGACGUGGGCAGCGCACGCAUUCUGAGCGGAUCUUACGAUGGUAUAGUGCGUACCUGGAAUCUUUCGGGCAAAAUCGAAAAACAGUACGCUGGCCAUUCUGGCGCUGUUCGUGCCGUUAGAUACAUUUCCGGCACCAGACUCGUUUCCGGAGCCAACGACCGCACUUUGCGUUUGUGGAAGUCCAAGAACGAUGAUUUGAAGAACAAUCUCGACGCAGACGACGCAGACGACGUCGAAGAAGGCAAAACUUUGGCCAUUUUGGAGGCUCAUAAAGCCCCAGUGGUCACUCUGGAUGUCAGUAACGAUCGCAUUCUGUCCGGCUCAUAUGACCAUUCGCUUGCAUUUUGGUCUACAAACCACAAGGAAAUGACCGCGCUCGAUCCUAUGGAUGCCUUGGGAUCUUCAGUGUCGUCGGCUGCCAAAAAGAGAAGAAAGCUUGCUCUCAAAGACAAUUCUGUGAGAAGGCGGUCUCCUCUCGCACUAUUAGAGUCCCACACCGCUCCCGUGGAAGCUGUUCGUUUCGACGCUCACGACAACACGGUUGGUUACUCUGUGUCCCAAGACCACACCAUCAAAACUUGGGAUUUGGUCACAGCUCGUUGCAUUGAUACAAAAUAUACAUCUUACUCACUAUUGUCUCUGGCACAGCUUCCACAGCUAAAUCUGUUAGCUUGCGGGUCAAGUGCUAGACACAUCACGCUGCAUGAUCCUCGCGUUGGGUCUUCUGCCAAAAUUACUCAACAGCAGCUCAAUGGCCAUAAGAAUUUUGUGGUGGCUCUAGAUACAUGUCCGGAAAAUGAAUAUCUGUUGUGUUCGGGAUCUCACGAUGGAACUGUGAAAGUCUGGGACGUUCGUUCCACGUCCCCAAUGUACACUAUCACCAGGGAAGCUGAUGUUGUUAAAGGUGUGAACGACAAGGUAUUGGACGUCAAGUGGGCUAAAGGCCUAGGUAUCAUCAGUGGUGGACAAGACAAGAAGAUUCAAAUCAACAAAGGAGACGACAUCUUCAAGGCUUGA